CGCUUCAAUCGGCGUGCCGCCGCCGUCGCCGGUUCUGCCGCCGACUUUACGAGUCCAUUUUUAAAGUUUUACUUCUCUGUUCCACUUUUAAAAUUCGAGUUCUUCUUUCGUGGUUUCGCGAUGCCGCCAAGGUUGAUAGUGUUCGACCUAGAUUACACCCUGUGGCCCCUUCAUGUGGAUUGUUCUGUGACGCCACCUCUGAGGAAAGAUAGCAAGGGCAGGAUCGUAGACUUGCACGGCCAGAAGGUCCGAGUCUUUCCAGAUGUGCCGGAAAUACUGGAAAGACUGAAACGAGAACAGUAUGCUCUUGGAGUUGCGUCACGUACAGAUGACCCCGACACUGCAAGACAACUCUUAGGACUACUUGACUGGAAUAAAUACUUCUCCUACCAGGAAAUCUAUCCUGGCUGCAAAGUUGGGCACUUCAACAAGUUCGCAUCACGCUCAGGCAUCCCGUACAAGGACAUGCUUUUCUUCGACGAUGAACACAGGAAUAUCAGAGAUGUCUCUAAACUUGGAGUCACGUGUGUGUACGUGAAAAAUGGGAUGACACACAAAGUGCUUGAAGAAGGCCUGAAAAAAUUUGAAGAAAAAUCUUGAUGCAAUGGGCAAUAGAUAUGUUACAUUCCAAGAUUGUUUUAUUACCUCUAUUUACACUCAGAGGAGAUACUAUGUUUUGUGGUAAGUAAUUGCUGCAUGUUUGCUGUAUAAAUGCACAUGAAUGUGUGAGCUAUAUAGUUUCUCGUGAAAUAACUGUAAAAAAAAAAUCACUUGAAUUGGAUUCUGGAGUGGUACUGUCAGUGAAUGGUGCAAUUUUAUUUCACAUCAGUUUUUUUUUUUUUUUGUUCAGAAACUCACAAACUCAGAAAAACACAAACGAAGUAUGUUACACAGCGAUAACUUGUACUUGACUAGCUGGUAAGAAUCAAAGCGACUAUCCUUACGUUUGCUGGCCAAGAGCGAGGGAAGCUCCGCCUCCUCGAUGCGAGCCAAUAGGAGGACGUGAAGGACAGGCACUUCUCAAGCCUUUGCUCUUGCCUAAGAGAUGGCGCAGCGUUACCGUUGUUUCGCGUGUCACAAGGCUUCUGCCAUGGCGCACCAAUCUAACCAACCACUUCGCCGUCCGUUAACAAGCAGCUGCCGCUGUUUUGCCUGCCGCAAGGCUUCGCCGUCCGUUUACCGGCGUACGCGCGACCCUGCGGUUAGAUUGGUGCGCCAUGGCAGAAGCCUUGCGUCUUGCGGUAGCUACACUCCUAUCUAAGCCUCGUUCAGCCAUUGGUUAGAUUAGUGCGCCAUGGCAGAAGCCUUGCGACACGCGAAACAUCUGUAACGCUGCGCCAUCUCUUGGGCGAGAACAGAGGCUUGGGAAGUGCCUGCCCUCUGCGUCCUCCUAUUGGCUCGCAUCGAGGAGGCGGAGCUUCCCUCGUUCUUAUUCAGCAAACGCAAGGAUAGUCAAUAAGACUACAUCCAAAUAAAAUGUGCACUGUUAAAUGUGGUGUGGAAACAUGGUGAGAAGUGGGUGUGAAGUCGGAGUCUUCAUGCAACUACAUUUUACGUGUAAAAUUAAGUUCCUGGUAGCAGUUGCACUAAGAUAGUGACAAUGUUACAGUAAAUUACACUCCGCUUGGGCUCCGUGGAGUUUCAAAUGCCAAUCUUUUACUAAUAAAGUGGUGACAGUUUUCAA
Ornithodoros turicata is the source of this 1684-nucleotide messenger RNA. RefSeq names its product magnesium-dependent phosphatase 1-like. The record is from RefSeq and is a predicted model, not a curated record. The transcript has 6 exons. The coding region runs from base 121 to 600 and encodes 159 amino acids. NCBI's taxonomy places the organism in Eukaryota, Metazoa, Arthropoda, Arachnida, Ixodida, Argasidae. Gene Ontology annotation, molecular function: acid phosphatase activity.